Messenger RNA from Eublepharis macularius, 4204 nucleotides. Its product is annotated as E3 ubiquitin-protein ligase TRIM7-like. The coding region runs from base 289 to 3150 and encodes 953 amino acids. Lineage: Eukaryota; Metazoa; Chordata; Lepidosauria; Squamata; Eublepharidae. The transcript is spliced from 16 exons. Gene Ontology annotation, molecular function: protein binding; zinc ion binding. The record is from RefSeq and is a predicted model, not a curated record.
UUCUUCCCUAGGUAGAUUUGGCAUAAGGACCAGCUACCAUGAGCGUGAUUUUCUGACUCCUGUUUUGUGAUACUGUCUGACCUUUCAUUGAUGAUUCAGAUACAGCUGUAAAAUUGUGGGAAAGAAGGGCUUAUAACCCGGUGAAAAUGAAGAGAAGAAAAGUCAAGUAUUUACUUUAAUUCAAAGGAACAGAGAACUAAAGGAUAUCCAAGAUAUCGGUAACAAUGUUCCUCUUCACUUAUAAGGAUAAGAAAAGUGAAAACUUCUGCCCUCUUCGGUGAUACAAAAAUGACUUCCUUCCUGUUCAUUCUCAUACUUUCCUUCAUUGCCCACCCUGUGAACAACAUGGGUCCAGUCCAAUUCACAGUGACUGGACCCCUUUCCCCAGUUACUGCCACUUUGGGUGAGGAUGUUGUACUACGCUAUCAUCUGUUCCCCAGGACAAGUGUUCAGAACAUGGAGAUAAAAUGGUUCCGUUCGCAGAACUCUUCAUAUGUACAUUAUUAUCAGAGUGGCAGAGAUUAUUCUGAAAGACAGCAAGUAAAAUAUCAAGGAAGGACACAGUUUCUGAGAGAUGGCAUUGAUGAGGGAAAGGUUGACUUGAGAAUUUUUAAUGUCAGCCUUUUUGAUGAAGGAGAAUACUAUUGUUCUGUGAACAAUGGGAGUUUCUAUCAGGAAACCUCCUGGGAUGUGAAAGUAACCGCAUUGGGUCCUGCUCCAGUCAUUUCCAUUGAAGGUUAUAAAAAAGCAGGGAUCCGAGCUGUAUGCCAGUCCAGCGGUUGGUACCCCAGACCCAAGAUGCUCUGGAGAGACCCCAGUGGGAAACAUCUUUCUUCGUUUCAGAGAAAUUUCCAGAUGGAUAAUGGGCUCUUUGAUGUACACAAUGAGAUCAUCGUCACACAAAGUUCAAAUCACAAUUUAACCUGUGUGGUCAGGAACAUUCUUCUUAACAAAGAAAAGGAAUCAACCAUUCAUAUAGCAAUUGACGUUUUCCCCCAUACAUCACCCUGGAUAGUGGGUCUGUGUAUCUCCUUGGUGGUUUCGCUUGGUUUGGCUCUCUCUAUUCCUUACCUGUUUAAAAUAAACAGAACACUUGCUGCAGAACUUGGGUGGAGGAAUAUGGUGAUGCCAAUAGAGAAAGCAAACAUAACCUUGGAUCCAGAAACCGCGAACCAUGACCUCAUCCUGUCUGCAGACCAGAAGAAUGUAAUCCAAGGCUUCAUGUGGCACAGACUGCCUGACAACCCUAAAAGAUUCGACAUGGAACGUUGUGUGUUGGGGAGUGAGGGGUUUUCCUCAGGGAGACAUUACUGGGAAGUGGAGGUGGGGGAGGAGGGGUACUGGGCAGUGGGGGUGGCCAGAGACUCUGUGAGAAGAAAAGGGCGGCUUACCCUUGACCCCAAAGAAGGGAUCUGGGCUGUAGAAAAGUGCCGGGUCCAAUACCAAGCUCUCACUGUUCCAGAGACGCCUCUAUCUCUGAGGAAGAGCCCCCGGAAGCUUGGGAUUUAUUUGGACUAUGAGAUGGAGCAGGUGGCAUUUCAUGAUGUCAGUCACAAGACCCCCAUCUUCACCUUCCGUCUAGCUCCUCUCAAUGGGGAGAGAGUCUUCCCUUUCCUUCAUGUCGGGGUAGGAUGCUGGCUUACACUUUUGUUGGAGGCUUAUGCACUGCCCUGUGAAUGCAUGAAGCUGCCUUCUACCGAAUCAGGCACUUGGUCCAUCAAGAUGGCUACUCCAAAUCCAGAAAAAUUUCUCCAGGAUGAAGCCACCUGUUCCAUCUGUCUGGAUUAUUUUCAGGAUCCAGUGAUGGUCAUAAACUGUGGGCACAAUUUUUGCCGAAACUGCAUCACACAAUGCUGCGAAGGGUCACCUUUCAAAGCCAUUCCCUGCCCACAGUGCAGAAGACCCUUUCCCUGGAAAAACCUUCAUCCCAACAGACAUCUGUGGAACAUUGUGGACCUCGCCAAACAGUUCAGCAACAAGCGGGCAAAUGAAACUGGAGACUUGUGUCAGAAACACCGGGAGCCCCUGAAACUCUUCUGUGAACAUGACCAGACUCCCAUUUGUGUGGUGUGUGACAGGUCCAAGGCGCAUAAAAAUCACAGUGUGGUUCCCAUAGAGGAGGCUGCUCAGGUUUACCGGGGUAAACUGCAGCAUUAUCUUCAAGUGCUGAAAGAAGACAGAGAGGAGAUUUUGUCACAUAAAUCAGAGUUAGAGAAGCCAACCCAGGAUCUACUGAAAGACACAGCUGCAGAGAGGAAGAAACUUUCAUUGGAAUUACAACAGCUGCGUAAGCUUUUUGAGAAAGAAGAACAGCGUCUGUUGUCCCAACUGGAUGAAGUGGAAAAAGAAGUUGAGAAGAGAGAGGCUGAAAAUGUGACUGCGUUUUCUGAGGAGAUUUCCCGUCUUGAUGCCUUGAUCCGUGAGCUUGAGCAGAAGUGUCAGGAGCCACCAUGUGGGCUUCUCCAGAAUAUUGGAAGUACCAUGAACAGAUGUAAGGACAAGUUCCAGCUUCCUGUUACACGUGAUUCUUCAGAGCUGAAGAGAAAAUUGCAAAUCCUCUCUAAGGAAAGUGCGUUACUACAGGCAGAUUUGAAGAAAUUCAAAGAGACACUGUCUGAACCAAAGUGGAUAGAAGAGAAUGUGAUGCUGGACCAGGAGACGGCUCAUCCUAGAUUUCUUGUGUCUGAUGAUCGGAGAAGCGUGUCAUGGGGAUCGUUCCGGCAGGAGGUGCCCUACAGCCCCAAGAGGUUUGAGCCGGCCCGCUGUGUGCUUGGCUCUCAUGGAUUCAUGUCAGGGAAACAUCACUGGACGGUGGAUGUGGAGGAUGGAACUUUCUGGGCUGUGGGUGUGGCCCAGGAGUCUGUGCAAAGAAAAGGAAAGUUUAAUUUUGUACCUGAGGAGGGGGUUUGGGCUGUGGGCUUUUCAAACGGUCAGUACAAAGCUCUAACUUCACCUCCUGACUUUCUAAUGUUACUUACCCACCCUAAUAAGAUCCAGGUUUAUUUAGACUAUGAAAACGAGGCUGUCACUUUCUGGGAUCCAGAAGAGCAUGCUGAGUUGUAUCGCUUCGAAUCAGCAAACUUUAAGGGGAAAACACUUUUUCCUUUCUUCCGGAUUGGGGACAUGAAGACUAGCCUUUUGCUAUGUUAAAUGUGUGCUCUCCUGCAAAUCUCUUUUAAAGCUAAUUGCCAGUCUUUCCAUAAACUAAAUAAUAGCAACAAAAUAUGUGCCCAGUGCAUUUUCCAUAUUAAGUUCAGCCUUUGCUAAUAUAGUUUCCAUAUGUGAUUAGCCGUGGCAGUCUUCUUCCUUUCCAGGUUUCUGUACAUUCUGAAGGAAACUGUAGGAACAAUGUGAAAACAUUCAAUAUAUUUUUCAGUGUGUCAUCUGUAAUGGCCUGAAACUUAACUGAACCUCUACUUGUUUCUGUAGGCAGAAGCUUAACUUGUCUUUUUGAGCUUAGACUAAUGUUUCUCAUACGGAAUCUCUUUUUAAAAUUAAUUUUGUUUGAACUAGCAAGACAGAAAUGUAUACACCGUUUAAAACAACUUGCAGACCCAGCUUUUAACUGGAUUUGGUCAUACAUAGGUAGAGGUAUCAGAACAAGACACACAUUGUGUCAAUUAUCAAUGAUGUACUAGCAAAACAUGGAAGUGGUGAUCACAAAUGAAUUAGGACCCUGCUUCCAGGUGUUUUUUGUCCUGCAACGCUUCAGUUACAAUGAAUGUACAUGAACUACCCUCAACGGAUAUGAGAUAUGCAUUUUGCAUGUGGAUAUUAUAUGUAUAAACACACAGAGUAUUGUAGGACACAGCUAUGAGUCGUGUGGAGAGCAGUUAGUUUACCUAAGCUAAACUCAAGAAUUGGAGAGGGAAGAAAGAUCCUUGAAAGAUUUCUACAAGAGUAGUAUCUAUUCAUCAUUUUAGAAUAGUAAAUGCAUGAGUGAUCCCCCUUGCUUGUGCUUACUGAGAAUCUGUUUUAUGUCUUGCAAGUUUCUAUUUUUUUUAAAAAGGCAGGUUUUUUUCCCUCUGGAGUAGAAAUUGAUACAGAUUAGUUCUAUUUUUUAAACCAUUUAUUUUUUAUACAUAAAUUCUGAAUGAAAAAUUAACAGAUGACAAGCAUUUAGAUAGACCACCUUUGACUUUCCGAAUACUUUGCUACUUUUCCUUGUGACUUCCAAAAAUUAAUAAAUGCUAUUUGCCCUUAA